CAAUGGCUUGCUGUACCUCACAGUGGCAGCGGCCACACACGAUGCGAAGAAGCAGUGGCUUGCUGUACCACACAGUGGCAACGGCCACAAGUAGAACAGCACGUCCCGAGGAUAUAAGGUAUCUGUAGGAGAACGUGCUCUGGUAUCCACGGCGCAUCCGUCCUGACCCCUGACGCUCAUCAUCAACUUGCUACAACAGGCGUUAUGUCGCAUUUCGUCGGAACGAAUCAUACCUUCGGCAACACUACGACGCAGGAUUUACUCGAUCGAUACAACCCUGUUGGCUGGAUUUUUACCGUCAUGACGAAUGCAAUCAUGCCCGAAUGGUUGAAGCUCGUUAUUAUGGGUGCUGUGAUCGAGAUAUCUCGUCGUGCCUUCGAUAUGCUAUGGGGCUCAUUGGUGGACUCAAUCUGGGUCACUGUCACCUUUGAUGAUGAAGACUGGGCGUACACGUGGUUCCAUUACUGGCUUGCACGGCAUCCAUCUUGGCGGAAGGCAAGAUCAGUAGAAGCGACCACCAAUUCUUAUGACAUCAAUCCUGAGGAUAUCGCUAUCCCAGGCCAAGAAGACGAUCUCCCGUCAAUGCGCAAAGUCAGUUACAAGCCCAGUCGUUAUACCAGCCACCGCAUGUGGUAUGGAGGAUGUUAUACAGUCGUGACCCGCUCCCAUAUCGCAAGCAACUAUUAUCGUGUGAAGGAGUCUGUCAGUAUCAGUAUGCUCUCCCUGAGUCGCAACAUACUAGAUGAACUUGUUCUUGAGACAAAGAAAGCGUACCUGCAGGCCGAAGGAAAACUGGUGAAUGUAUACGGUUCGAAUCCAACGAACUGCUGGAGGCGUCUCAAUUCAAUGCCAAAGCGCCCUAUCGAGUCCAUUAUCUUGGAUGCAGGCGUCAAGGAGUUGCUCAUAAACGAUACCCGUAAUUUUCUAGCAAGCAAGGAAUGGUACAGGAGAAGAGGGAUACCAUUUCGUCGAGGUUAUCUUCUGCACGGCGCUCCAGGCUCUGGCAAGUCGUCAAUCAUCCACAGUAUCGCCGGGGACCUUGGCCUGGACGUGUAUGUCCUCACUCUGUCACGGACUGGACUCGAUGACACAGGUCUCAACGAGCUGUUGUCCGACCUCCCUGAGCGGUGCAUCACAUUGCUAGAAGACGUUGACGUGGCCUUCAAGGGCGGCAUGGCUCGCAGGUCCCUAUCGAAGGGGAGUCUCGUCAAAGCAGGAGAUGACGUGCUGAUAGGGGAAGACGACAAACCCAACCAGUCCCACAACACAGAUGACAAGACGGAGAGUCGCGUUACACUGAGCGGGUUGCUAAACGCACUCGACGGUAUCGGCGCACAGGAAGGACGUAUCCUCUUCGCAACGACGAAUGACUACGCCGCACUUGACCCUGCGCUUAUCCGCCCGGGUCGCAUGGAUCUCCACAUCAACUUCAAACUUGCGAACAAAGAGCAAGCGAAGGGUCUUUUCGAGGCGUUCUACAGUCCACCGGGUGGACCGGAUGACACGCUCGAUGAGAAGUAUAGCGACGAUGAACCCCCCUUUCCGACUCUCGCGGCACGAGACCUACCCGAACAGCAAAUCAUCCCUACGCGUAUUGCUACUUUGCCUCGCGCUCAGUCGGCGGAUCUGGCAGCGCACUUCGCUGAAGCGAUUCCGGAGCGGGAGUUCUCUAUGGCGAGCCUACAAGGCUAUUUGAUGCUGUACAAGCUACAGCCGCAUGAUGCAGUCGAGAAUGUGGUGGGAUGGGUUGAGAAGGAGAGGGCUGAGAGAGUACAAGCCGGGAAGCAGGUAUCAUCACUGUCACUCAUAUGAGAGAGUACGUACGAGUAACAAUGAUGAACUGCAAGUAGUGACAGUCUCGAUUCGUGUGAAUACUUGUACAAUCAACUUGUCU
Rhodofomes roseus is the source of this 1894-nucleotide messenger RNA. Its product is annotated as P-loop containing nucleoside triphosphate hydrolase protein. Bases 205 to 1812 code for a protein of 535 amino acids. Lineage: Eukaryota; Fungi; Basidiomycota; Agaricomycetes; Polyporales; Fomitopsidaceae. Gene Ontology annotation, molecular function: ATP hydrolysis activity; ATP binding. The record is from RefSeq and is a predicted model, not a curated record. Gene Ontology annotation, biological process: protein insertion into mitochondrial inner membrane from matrix; mitochondrial respiratory chain complex III assembly. Gene Ontology annotation, cellular component: mitochondrial inner membrane. The transcript has 7 exons.